AAACAAACGCAGAAAAGUUAAAAAAAAAAAAAGUCAUAUUCUAUUCUAUUCUCCGUUCUGGUUUUGUUAUUCAAAAUUUUUCUUCGAUAAACCAAAGCUGCUUUGUAAAGUCACCAACCCCUCCCCUAGUUUUCUCCUCUUGUUCCUUCACCCAACAAGGGAAUCCCCCCCCCUCCCUUCUCUCUCUCUCUCUCUCUCUCUCUCCUCUUUGAUUUCUUCCUUCCUGAUUCCUGGCAUCUUUUCUCUUUUUGGCUUUUGUUUUGAUGUUUGAUCUUUGGUUCCCUUAAAUGGGUUUUCAACAUAGAAAGUUGUUAUCUGAUUAUGGCAAUGAAACCUACUGUGGCGUUUGUUACCAAUCAUGUGAUCCAGCAUGUUACCAAUUUUGUCCCGAGAACUGUUCUUACUACCCUCCUUACACAGACCUAUACCCUCCUCCUCCUCCGAGUCACGUUUAUGAGCCCAGUCCUCAUACAAAGACACCUACCAAGUUGUUGGUCAUAACCUUUUCAGUUCUCGCCACAGCUUUUCUGGUUCUAUGCUAUUAUGUUUACUAUGUCAGGUUCUCUAGACGCCGGUCUAAUGCUAGGAGGAGAUCGCAGCCUGAAACAACUGAAACCCGUGAUGAAUUCCUUGAUGAAGAUCAUGGUCCCAUCGUUGACCAUCAUAUCUGGUACAUCAACACCGUAGGUCUGCAACCAUCUAUCAUUAAUUCCAUCGCGGUUUGUAAGUAUAAGAGAGAUGAGGGUCUUGUUGAAGGAACAGAGUGCUCUGUUUGCUUGAAUGAGUUUGAAGAAGAUGAGACUCUCAGGCUGUUGCCAAAGUGUAGUCAUGCUUUUCACAUUCCUUGUAUUGAUACUUGGCUUAGAUCGCAUACCAAUUGUCCUAUGUGCCGGGCACCUAUUGUCUCAAACACUGCUAAUAAAGGACCCUCAUCCUCUGAGGGAAAUACUGAAGAUUCAGGAGUAAGUGAGGAAACCCAAGCGGUAAUUGUGGAAGAUGAUGGAGAACCUGAGAGAGAAACUGAUGGUGGAACAAGCGAAAUAAGGAUUAGAACAGAUGAGGAAGAAGAAUUAGCUGUUGAACAUGAAAGAAAUAAAGGUGAAAGUUCAGGAGCAGAUGAUGGGAUUCAACCAUUGAGAAGAUCGGUUUCUUUGGAUUCCUUGGCAGCUUCUCAGAUCAACCAGGCUCUUGCUAUUGGUAUUCCAGAGGGAUCUACUGGCAAUUCAGAUAAUGAAUUGGGUAAGGGGAAAGAAUCGAGCGUGAGAAUUGUUUCAAGGAGAGCUGCAGGAAAUCAAGGUUUGCUGAGACUGAUGUGUCAUUCUUCGAUCGGUAGGUCUUUGCAAAAUAGGCAAAUUUUCAUGAAGAGGUCAUAUUCUUGCAAUGGAAAAUUCUCGUUGCCAAUAUGCAACAACAAGAGCCGCAACACAAAUCCUCCUGUGAGAAGCUUUUGAUCGUUGCUGCGUGUAUCCACUUUCAGGUUUCAGUUGAAGAUUAUCAAUGGGAAUCAGCCCCUGGUCUGGGGGGAUAUCAGAUAAAGUUAUGCCGCCUAGGAUCAGAAGGCAGUAUGCUUUCCCUUGUGGAAAAUUGUUGCGUUCUAGAGGAUAUAUGUCCACCAUUUCCUGUUUUAGCAUAGAUCUCUUUCUGUGACACUAGAAUGAAGCAUGAAAUAAUGCCCUUUUCAAAAACAUGCUAUGAUUCAUGUUUAAAUGUGUCUAUUUACAUCUAUCAACCAAAAAAAGGGUUUAUUUACAGAAACCAAUGAGUUUCAAGUCCAUUGUCCAACUCCCUUAGGAAAUACGUUGACGUCCGCAGAAGAAAAAGGAGUGAGUUCUGAAGUUCCGGCAUGUUGAGAAAAGUGACUAAGGCAAUAUAAAUGGUUGAUCCCUAGCUUAAUUACUGAGUCCAGUACAUGAUUCUCUGUUAUGAUUAUCUCAUCUCUCUCAAGUGUAUCUCAAGUGCAAUUUUAAAGAAUUGAAAAUUUUAAUCCUCUAAAUUGUCAAGGAAAUGGAGGAGCCCCCAAGGAACUGCAAGUCAUUCUUCACAUGUUGUCCAAAGUAGAUAAGAGUUUAAAGUCUUUGGGAAGCAAAAUUAGCAAAACACUCCAGUUAUGAAGUAAGAAAAUAGAAAAAUGAAAAACCCUACAUUGAAUUGUCAGGUACUCGUUCUUUAGGUGAUCAUAAACAAAUAAACUGAUCAUGGCAUUGAUUGAUCUCCCAAGCAGGAGGUGAAGCAUUAUUUUAUGAAAUAAAUGGCCAAGUAAAAUGAGAUACGACUUUUCCUGUCCCAAUUUCUUUUUCUGUCGCCGUUGGGGUAUAGGAACAAUUACCUGCAACAAAAGAAAGCCACUGUUCCUUGUUAGUUUUACAAAAUUAUUUUGUUUUUCUGACCGGAUUAAGACCGUCAAAUCGUGGCCACUGGAUUCGGCUUCAAUGUCACGAGAUUCGUAUUUGUCAGCACUAGCUGUUGAAAACAACAAGAAAAGUAAAAAGAAUGUGUCUUUAAAAUGUAGUGUCCUGGUGCCACAUCAUCAUUGACUCUGUAACGUCGGUUUUUGUGAAUAUGAAAUCAUUGAGAAGAUUUCAACUCGAAAUUUGAAGACAUGUUAACAAAAAGCGCUUUUUUUUCAAAAAACAAAAAGUUUAGAGUACUGCCACUCAAAACCUUAACUGGAUUAUUACUCUCCAUAAUUGCAUCCAGGUAGAAGAAAUUCAUGGCAAGUACAAAAACAAAACUAUAUGCAACCAUGUAUGAGCAAUCACAUUGAGUUAUACUGUGAGUUGCUUUCAACUUGAUAGAGGUUAAACACAGUAAAAGAUCGUAUCUCCAUUUGGUUGCUACAGCCAACAGGGAUGGAGACGAUGAAAUUGAAAGAAAAAUAGAUGCUCUCUAAUCUUGUACUAGUAGUUGGACCAUUUCUGAACGUUGUAGGCUUACGUUCGAUGUGGUUUUGUGAAGGACUACGCCCAAUCGAUCCGCCAAUCAGUUGAUCAAAUAAAUUAGUAACUCUAUAUAGUAUAAGACAGAAUAUUUUAUGUUUACAAAUGUAAACAUUGAGACAUUUGGAGGAACCUUAAUGGAUUUAAAACCUUUUAAACGAUAUGAUUCUGUUAACCGGAAAAGUAUAUUUUGACCUAUCAUUUCCAUGAAAGCGGAUCAGGAGCCUGACCUGCUCUGAUAACCAAAUCUUGGGCAAUGACCAAACAGUUCUUCCGUCCUUUUGCUUUGUUCGACAAAAAGAUAUUGUCGAAUUGGAUAGAAAGGCUGCAGUACUGAAUCCAAGUAGAAUCUAAGCAAAUCUGGCGGCGGGUCCUGCAAAUUGCAUGUUGUUAGUGGUUGAGGAGAUAAGCCAAAUAUAAUAUUGGGCGGACCCAUUGGAUAGGGCAUAUUGGCCAGGUUCUAUUCUAAAGCAAAGUU
Durio zibethinus is the source of this 3414-nucleotide messenger RNA. Its product is annotated as RING-H2 finger protein ATL54-like. NCBI's taxonomy places the organism in Eukaryota, Viridiplantae, Streptophyta, Magnoliopsida, Malvales, Malvaceae. The record is from RefSeq and is a predicted model, not a curated record. Gene Ontology annotation, biological process: protein ubiquitination. Gene Ontology annotation, molecular function: transferase activity.